Messenger RNA from Musca domestica (house fly), 1994 nucleotides. Its product is annotated as cell division cycle protein 20 homolog. The record is from RefSeq and is a predicted model, not a curated record. The transcript has 3 exons. Gene Ontology annotation, biological process: positive regulation of ubiquitin protein ligase activity; anaphase-promoting complex-dependent catabolic process; positive regulation of anaphase-promoting complex-dependent catabolic process. The coding region runs from base 83 to 1669 and encodes 528 amino acids. Gene Ontology annotation, molecular function: ubiquitin ligase activator activity; protein binding; anaphase-promoting complex binding. NCBI's taxonomy places the organism in Eukaryota, Metazoa, Arthropoda, Insecta, Diptera, Muscidae. Gene Ontology annotation, cellular component: anaphase-promoting complex.
UGUGAAUUUGUUUAAGAAAAAUACUCCGCAUCCUUGCAGACAUUACUUCAUGAAAAAUAACUAUCAAAUUGAUUAAAAAAAAAUGUCACAAUUUAAUUUUUUCAACGAAAUCAAUAGUGCCCUCACUAUGGAUGGUGAAAUUACAAGGGGUCCACCGCCAAGAUGGCAAAAGAAAAUGAUGGACGCUUCGUCCUCCAGUCAUUUGAAUGGAAGUCGCUCAGUGCUAUCUGUUUCAUAUAAUACCAGUUUUUCUGGAGCUAAUCCCCCCACCAAAACCCCUGGUAAGACUGGCGACACAAAGAACAAGAAAACUCCCACGCCCAGUAAAGGAUCCAAGACACCAGGUGGAGGAGAUCGUUUUAUACCUAAUCGUGGCACAACAAACUUUGAAUUGGGACACUAUUUGAUAAAACAAGAACAGGAAAAAUCAGAAAAUGACGAGGAGAAUGAUAGUGGAAACUCUAAUAAUAGCAAUAAAAUGACACCAGCCAAGGCUGAACGUCAAAAGUUAAUUUCGGAUUCAAUGCAAGUGGCAGAUGGCAAAACUACACGCAUUCUUUCCUAUCAAAACAAGGCCCCGGCUGCCCCAGAAUCACAUACCAAUCCCUUGAAGGUUGUGUAUUCCAUUAAAACGCCCAUAUCGACCAAGAGUGGUUCGCGUUAUAUACCCACAACUUCAGAUCGUAUUUUGGAUGCUCCUGAUAUUAUCAAUGACUAUUAUCUAAAUCUUCUGGACUGGAGUGCCGAUAAUAUUGUAACUGUGGCUUUGGGUAAUGCUGUUUAUUUGUGGAAUGCUGCCACCGGUAACAUAGAACAAUUGGUGGAGUAUGAAGAGGGUGACCAUGCCUGUGCUUUAGCUUGGAUACAGGAAGGCCAGAUUUUGGCCAUUGGCAACAAUACUGGAGCCGUGGAACUUUGGGAUUGUUCCAAAAUAAAACGUUUACGUGUAAUGGAUGGGCACUCGGCCCGUGUUGGAGCAUUGGCUUGGAAUUCCUUUUUGGUCUCGUCAGGUAGUCGUGAUGGCUCCAUUAUCCACCAUGAUGUUAGAGCCCGUGAGCAUAAGGUUGCCAAUCUGGCCGGCCAUACUCAAGAAGUUUGUGGCCUCAAAUGGUCCACAGAUUUCAAGUAUUUGGCCAGUGGUGGCAAUGAUAAUUUAGUAAAUGUUUGGGCUGCCGUUAGUGGUGGUGUUGGCACAGGCAAUGAACCUCUUCAUAUUCUAAAUGAACAUCAGGCGGCAGUACGAGCUCUGGCCUGGUGUCCUUGGCAACCCAAUGUAUUGGCAUCAGGUGGCGGUACUGCCGACAGAUGUAUCAAGUUCUGGAAUGUUAAUAAUGGUUCUCUUAUUAAUUCCGUGGAUUCCAAGUCUCAAGUUUGUGCUCUGCUUUGGUCACGCAACUACAAGGAACUAAUCUCGGCCCAUGGAUUUGCCAAUAAUCAAUUGACCAUAUGGAAAUAUCCCUCAAUGGUGAAACAAGCUGAACUUACUGGUCAUACAUCUAGAGUUCUGCAAAUGGCGUUGUCACCCGAUGGCAGCACUGUCAUUAGUGCUGGUGCCGAUGAAACUCUACGUCUUUGGAAUUGUUUUGCCCCCGAUCCUCAUACAGCGAAGAAAUCAAGUACUGCCGCUGCCAAGGCAAAACAAAGUGUUUUCCGUCAAAGCAUACGAUAGAAAUAAAGUGAUUUCCUGUCAAAGCAUGCGACAGAUAUGGAAAUGCUUUGAUGUGAUGGUAUUUAGUUAGGAAAUUUUCAUAUCUAUUUUUUCUUUUUUUACUAAAAAUGUUCUUUUAAUUAAAAUAUACCUAAUAUAUUUAACGAUUUUUUAUAUUUUUUCUUUCAUUUAGACAAAUGCUUAAUUGUUUGAGGAGCAUUUCUAUUUGUGACCGAUUUGCCUUGUAAUUCCGUUUGUUAAAACUUAUGUGUAUGUGUAAAUGGCAAUGUUAUUAAUUGGAACACCAAUAAAUUUUGUAAACUUGAUAUUUAUUCUAAUAAAACAA